GACAGUUCAAAAAAUUCAACUACUGUUUUUGAUCGAGGAUCGUGUAACUUUUUUAUAAUUGUAAUUUGUUGUUUUAUUGGUGUACGAAAAUAAUUUUUUUGAAUUAACGGGCGACCAGUUAGGUUCAAGCAGUCGCCAUUCUUAAAAUUUGUGAUUUAUAGUUUUAUGAGGCUACGAGAAUCUGUUAGUUGUAUAUCAGCCGGGUGAAUAGAAAACUCAACAUGUCGAAUAAACAUGUAUUUAACGUAACGAAUGGAGAUGGUCAAUCGAAGAUGGGUUUCGUGGGACAAAUCGCCGAGCGCAGGGAUCACCUGAUCAACAACCAGUUCAUGUCCGACAUUGUUUUCAUCGUGGGAGAACAGAAGCAGCGAAUCUAUGCUCACAAACUGUUUCUGAUUACAGCUUCAGAGUUCUUUACUACCAUGUUCACCGGGGGUUUCAAGGAGGCUAGCGCGUCGGAGAUCACACUAGAUGAUACGGAUCCGACCAUCUUUUUGGAAAUCCUUCGGUUCAUUUAUUCCCGCACAAUGAACCUGACGCCGGAAAACAUUCACAAAAUUUGCGUUCUUUGUGAAAAGUACAUGCUAGCGGAUGGUUUGGAAUACGCUUCGGAGUUUGUCGUAAAGAGCGUCACCAAGCAAAAUGUUCUGAAGGUUUUGCAGCAGAAUCGGCGGUUCAAGUUUGGCAACGUAGACGCACGAUGUGUGGACUUUAUUGCGGAAAAUCCUAUGUUUUACUUCCAACAUGAGGAUAUAAAUUUACUCGAUCGCGAUUCACUUGAAGUGAUUAUCAAAACAAAGCGCAUUAAUUGUUCAAAUGUUGAAAUAUUGAAAAUUUUGGAAGAAUGGCAAAAGAGCGACGAGGGAGACGUGGCUGAAUUAAAAUCCAAGCAAGUUGCUGAAUUGAAGACGAUUCUUGAAAAUACGCCCCGCUCGUUAGGGUGCAAUACAUUAAUCGUUUUCGGUUUUUUUUAAAAAAGGUGCUACUGGAAACAAAAAUGUCUAUAAAUUUCAAGUAACAUCAAUAAAACCAAUUUUUCUGCUGGGUGUUGGAGUGUUCGUCAAGCCACCCAUUAAGAGCACCUCCAUCACAGUAAGAUGUCGAAAAUUUACUCCGUAUAGUACAGGUGACGACGACGCGGUCGGGUUCCGCGAAUAUAUCCCAGAAAAUGCAGUCACUGUAAAUGUUGUCGAUAUAUUUUUCCCAAGAACUAAAGUGGAACCUGAAUCCGCAUACGACAUAGUAAUCAAUAUGCCGAAACCGGAAUUUUUUAUCCAGUGUCCAAAAAUUCAUGACGACAAUAUCACUUUAACUUUCAACGAUGAAAUUAUUCCCAUUGCUCGUCUUCACUAUCUGGAAUGCGUGGAAACAUCUUUAGAAGAUUUAUAAAUUUUCCAAAACAAUUCAGUUGACUUAGCCUUAUCGGUUAUUGCUUAAAAAAAUAAAGACAUAAAAAUGUG
Messenger RNA from Topomyia yanbarensis, 1460 nucleotides. RefSeq names its product BTB/POZ domain-containing protein 2-like. The record is from RefSeq and is a predicted model, not a curated record. Lineage: Eukaryota; Metazoa; Arthropoda; Insecta; Diptera; Culicidae. Gene Ontology annotation, cellular component: cytosol. Bases 222 to 974 code for a protein of 250 amino acids. The transcript is spliced from 4 exons. Gene Ontology annotation, biological process: neurogenesis. Gene Ontology annotation, molecular function: protein binding.